Messenger RNA from Mytilus trossulus (common blue mussel), 873 nucleotides. Its product is annotated as serine-enriched protein-like. The transcript has a single exon. Gene Ontology annotation, molecular function: protein binding. NCBI's taxonomy places the organism in Eukaryota, Metazoa, Mollusca, Bivalvia, Mytilida, Mytilidae. The coding region runs from base 1 to 873 and encodes 290 amino acids. The record is from RefSeq and is a predicted model, not a curated record.
AUGGCUUUAUUUACUAGUACUCCCAAGUCUAAGCUUGGAGAAAAGGUUUCGUUGCUGAAUCUUGACGACAGCGAUGAUGAUGUUUCAUCUGGAUAUGAUUCCCCUGUUUAUGUCUCCGACGAAAACCAAGAAAAGAAGAAAGCAGUUACAGCUAAAAGGGUUGAUGAUGAUGUAUCAGACGAUUCAGAUUUCUCAUCUGAUGAAGCAGACGAUGAUUCGUCAGACGACGAAAGUGACGAUUUAGAUGAUAUAGAUGACAUACAGUCAACCAAUGAUUCGAUGAAAGUUACCAAGAUACAGGCUGUGGUUGAUAAUAUUCGCUAUAUUCUGGCAAUGCCAGACUUAUGUGACGUCAUGUUUCUUGUUGGACCACAGAGAAUUCCCGUAUAUGGAUUAAAGUCGAUUCUUGGAAUAAGAAGCAGAGUGUUUUGUGACAUGUUUGUAAAGCAGUCGCGAGAAUGCAUGAAUAACAAGAAAAAGUUGAAGAAAUCAAAAGAUGAGAAGAAAACCGAAAGUAGCCACAAGACUACCAUUAUAAUUGAUAGUUACGGAAUCGAAGUGUUUCGUUUAUUUUUACUGUAUUUGCACUGUGGAUCAGUUGUCAUGGAUGCUUCUACUGUUGUUGGACUUCUUUGUUGUGCUGUUGAAUUUGACAAUGCUGAUUUGAAUAUAGCAUGCUGGGAAUUUGUAGGUGCAUGUUUGUCAUCUGCAAGUACCGAAAUCGUUUUAAAAGAAACAUUCCGUUAUGAUGAUCAUAGUGCCGCACACGAACUCAGACAUAUUGUCAUAGGUCUACAGAAAAAGACCAAACUCCAAAACAGACAAAGUUCCCAAUUGCGUCAGUCUCCAAUUGGAAAAGAAACUGAAGUUUAG